Molecule: messenger RNA, 3552 nt
Organism: Hylaeus anthracinus
Lineage: Eukaryota; Metazoa; Arthropoda; Insecta; Hymenoptera; Colletidae
Product: angiogenic factor with G patch and FHA domains 1
Exons: 9
Coding region: 167-1765 (532 amino acids)
Molecular function (GO): protein binding; nucleic acid binding
Source: RefSeq, a predicted model, not a curated record
AAAGGGACCGUGGAAAAGUCAUGUUGACAAACACUGACGUACUACAUACGAAAUACGCGCUUCUGUUUUUCUUGCUUGUGCUAAUGUACUUUCUUCGGGGCAGUUUUCUACAUUAAAGAAGAGAAUACGAAUUUUAGAAAUAAUACGAAAGUGUUUAAAGUGAAAAAUGAUAGACAAUAAUGAGCCUAGUGAAAGUGACGAAGGAGAAAUAAAGUCUGAUUUUGAAGAAGAUUUUCAAGAAGAACUAUGUAAUCUCCCUCAUGUUCUGAGGUUUAUUCAAAGAAUGCGAGAACAUAUUAAAAAGCAAAAUAAAAAGAUUUCUAAGUUACGGAAUAAACUUAAUGAACACAGGAAUCAGAAGUUACUAAAAAGUAAAACAUUAAUCGAUUAUGGAACUCAAACAAAUCCUUUAGAGUAUGAAAAAGAGCCAGAUUCCUUGCAUAAUUGGGCCAUUAACAGUGAUACAACAUCAGCUAGUAUCGUAGAUCAAGUAAAAGAAGCAGCAGAAUCUGCUCUGUUGCAAACUGGAUUUGUUUACGAGGAAACUUCUGGUCUAUAUUAUGAUUAUAACAGUGGAUAUUAUUAUGAUGCAAAACAAGGCUUAUAUUAUAAUGGCAAUUCAGGUACAUAUUAUGUCUACGAUAAAGCUACUGGGAUAUUUCAAUUCCACAGUCAAGCGCAAGUAGCUGUAAAUGAAGCAUCAACGAAUUCACAAAGCAAGAAGGAGCAGAAAACUAGAAAGGCAAAUAAGGAUGAGGGGAAAACACGCAAACUUGCGAAAAGAGAAGAUCAAUUGGAAGAUAAUGAACUUGAGGAGGGGGAAUGUACAAGCAACGAUAACGACAGCAAUUCUAAUGACAUUACACCAGAAUUAUGUACUAGUAGUGACAGUGACCACGAAGAAGAUCAAGAUUUGGCGAAGAUAUAUCCACCGUGUAUGAGAAUCAUUGCGAAAGAAACUGAUUUGCCGAAAUUGAAAGUUGGAAGUCUUUUCGUCGUUGCAUAUACGGGCGGCUCAAUCGGUCGAGAAGGCGAUCAUUCGGUAGUUAUACCAGACAUAAACGUUAGUAAACAUCAUGCUCGAUUUGUAUACGAUGAAGAUAAGAAAGUUUACCAAAUCAUAGAUUCGGGGUCCAGAAACGGCACGUUCUUGAAUGGCAAAAGACUCUCAGUAGCCAAACAGGAGUCCGCUCCUUGCGAAGUUUCGCACGGCUCAAUUAUACAAGUUGGAAGUACCAAACUAUUGUGCCAUAUUCAUAAUGGGAACGAAACCUGUGGCCAUUGCGAGCCAGGGCUCGUUCAACAUAAUAGCGUUAUGGAAGAAAACAAAACUUCUAAGAAGGACCUUCACAAACAAGAAUUGAGGCGGCUGAAGUAUAAGUUCGGCGUGGAAAAGGAUAACGUUGCGACUGCGAGUCAAGUAGCAUCAGGAUAUCAAGACAGAGCCCACAGCAGAAGGCAGUGUAUUGGUUCUUCGAAUCAUCAUGCUAAGACGCAACAAAGCUCGAUGGACGUAUCCAUUGCAAAGGACAACAGAGGAUUCAAGCUCCUUUCGAAGAUGGGUUGGACCGAGGGUCAAUCGUUGGGAAAAGAAGGAGAUGGCCGAACUGAACCGAUACCUAUGACGAAUAAUCCCAGCAGAACCGGUCUCGGGACGACGAGCGAAUUUCCUACAAUCGAACUAGAUUCUAUGACGGAAAAGAAGCAGGCUUUGUGGCGAAAAACUCAGCAACGUUACAAAGAUAUCACCGACCAAACACAGUAACUGCGACGUGAACUCCUUGUUCAGGAAAAAUACAUGGCGCAUUUUUUCGUUGGUUCCUCACGCUAAACAGAGACAAUUAGAUUUUCUCGUUACCAGGAAACUAAAAAACGAUAUUCACCAAUGAGUGAAACUGAUACACGGUAUCCUACAAUUGUAACAAAUAGAAAAGUUAUUUAUGAGGAUCCUUGAUUCUACGUCAAGUUGAAGUUAGUAUAAACUAAUACGAAAAUGAAUAAAAAUGACUUAACAUUUGUUGAACGAUUAACUUCCUAUACGUGUUGCAAAUAGAUUUCUUGUGCAUUUGUAUUUCCCGAACACAAGUUAAUAUUUUUACUACGAAAUACAUGUUUUUGCUGUAUAAGUAAACGCAUUUUGCAAGUCCGUCGUUGUUGAAUUUUAAUUUUAUAUAUGCAGAUUUUUGGGGUCUACAUAGUUCUGUGUGGUGAAUAAAUUUAUUCUUGUUUUGAUGUAAGAAGGCUUACGUUUUACGUUAUUGUGAAAUCAGUAAAUUUGUCAUAUAUUAUAUGUUGUAAACAUUGAAAUCGUUAGCUUUGAUUUUAUCACAAGUUGAACGAAAUGAAUAAUUUUUGGUUGAAAAAAUACCUAUAUCUCCUCAGAACGUAAGUACAUAUAUAUACAAUAUUUUAAAUUAAUGUGUUCAGUAGUUUCUUUUAACCAAUUAAAUAAUUUAUUCAAGUUUCAAAGCCAACAACCAGACAGGUACAUUAACUUGUGAUGAUCAAAAUGUGAAAAAUAAGAGUUGCAGUUCCUCCGGUAUUCUGGUGUGUUCGCAAAUGGUCUUUAUGGAAUAAUAAUAAGGUAAAUAAAUUUCAUUGAAGUAGAUUGAAUGCAAGAAUCUAACAUGAAGGAAGUUUUUUAAUGAAUGAUAGUGAUUAAAAAAGAAUUUACUAGAAUUUGUCUAAUAUAAGACAAUAAUUCGAAAACAAUUAAAUUUAUUAACUAUUUUGAAUUAAAUCUCUACUUAAAGGGGGAGGGUCAAGUAAACAACCGCUUUUUCGCAAAUUAUUCUUGAAGAGUGCGUAAUAUAUAUUUAUUUACAACUAAUUACUUGUUAUUUUAUAGCAUCUAGUCAAUCUAUAUAAUUUUUUUUAUGUAAAAAUAUUCAUAAACGAAUGAACAGCAGCUGUUUGAAGUUGGCUUCUCGAGAAUGCGCCGUGCAACGCACAGGUCACUCUAAUUAUUUGAAAUUUAAAAUCCACCAAUUUUUUGUUAAAAUAUAGUAACACGCUUUGCAUCAACCUAGAUUUAAAAAAAAAAACAUUUUAAGUUAAAAAUUUCACGCCACGUUAAAAAAAUCUUGUUACAAACAAAAUGAUUAAAAACAUUGUUUAUUUCAAUUUUUAUAAAAACCUUUAGGUUGAUGCAAAGGGGGAAUAGUUUAAGGAAUAUUUUGUGCCAUUUUCAUAGCAAUCGGCUGAGAAAUCUCUAAGCUACAUUGCACGGCACGCGAAAUUUUGUGUUUUGAGAAAAACGCGUUUAAAGUUUCCGGAUCCAAAAAUAGUCCUUCGUGUACCGUUUGGAGCGUAUCACUUUAAUGAUUCUGUAGGUACACUUAGACUUCGAAGUUUUAGCUGAAAUGGUCGGAGCACAUUCUCCAGAUGGUAAAGUAAUUUUCUAAACAAAAAAAAGAGGUCGAAAUUUUGAAUUUUACUUGACCCUCCCCCCUUAAGAACUGUAACUACUAUAUUUUGACUAGACUAUUUUAUUGUUUUAUUCCAUUCUCUUGUAAAUUAUUAUUAAGAUGACAAUUUUUAUGGUAACUAGCC